AUGGAAUUCGCUAGGCGCCUAGUCAGUCGUAAUGACAGCACAACUGCCGAUUCCACAUUUACACCCUCAGUCAGCAAUCUCCUUCUUGCGCUCCUCACCCUGAUCGUCUUUGCUCUAGGGCUUGUUGGCAUUCUCUGCGUCCUCCGCAAGCGCCAGGCGACAAAUGCUGAAGUUCUGCCAACACAUCAAAGAAAUUCCAAUCAUCGUCGCUUGACUAUUACAGCGACACCAUAUACUGGAAAGACAGAAUCGGCACAUGUCUAUGAUGAGAAACGCAAUUUGAUUGAAAACUCUUCCAGUCCUCCUGACAGCCCUGUACCUGAAAUUCGUAUCACAUUUCCCGACGAAGAAGAUCAAUCAGGAAAGAAGAAAAACGGACGGGUGGUUGUUGUCCGGAUUGGAGACUCAGGCAGUGUCGGCAUGGAGCCUGUAGCACAGGAUUCUCUGCCUCCCUAUCAAUUGAAAGAGACGGAGAGAUUUCAGUCUCUCGAUUUAGAGCGAAUGGGUGGACUAAGGGAGAAGGUUGAACCUCGAAGAUGGUCAUGA
Molecule: messenger RNA, 546 nt
Organism: Endocarpon pusillum Z07020
Lineage: Eukaryota; Fungi; Ascomycota; Eurotiomycetes; Verrucariales; Verrucariaceae
Exons: 1
Coding region: 1-546 (181 amino acids)
Source: RefSeq, a predicted model, not a curated record